UAUUGGUGCUGUGUGGUUGAGACGACGACAAGCGCUGCGAGCCCGACAGAAGAAGCGACGACAGCGACGACUGCGACGACGACGACGUUGAUUCGUAAUGUGUGUGUGUGUGUCUGUGUGUGUGUGUACGUGUGUGAAUUAGCAGUGAAAAGGCUAAACUAGGUGUGCGAGUGUGUGCAUAUGACAAGGCAGAAACGAAAUAAAAACAAUAACAAAAAAUAAGUCAAUGAGUGUGGGACUGCAGCGAAACACUCGCGAGUCGCAUUCACAUUCAAGCGAGUUUAUUCAAACAUUUAUUUGCCGUCUCGUUUGACAAAUUAAAAUGCAUAAAUUAUGAAUGAAAGUAGCGUUACGUGCGUGUCAACUAAUAAUUUGUUAUUAUUCUAAUGCACGUGGCCAGAGCUCGAAAUACUUCGCACCCUGUGUAACUUCAACUCAAACUGGCGAGACAAGGCCGUGAACCGCGCCUUCCGCCUUCUCGCAUAAGCCAAAUAAACAACAAAAAAUAUGCCAAUUGCCAGCAGCAACAACAAUAGAAACAACAACAAGCGCAGCAGCUCAGAGGCAAAGCUGCCUUUUCAUUGCCAACAUCGUUCACUUCCUGGCCACAAAGCAUAUUAAGACCCAGAGCGGCAAAGGAAAAUUUUAAUAGUUGCAACUGGCACAAAACAAAGUCUGUUGCAAUACAAAUGUUGUUGGAAAUUUGGAAACUGUAAUUUUUUUGAUGCUUCAAUUAAUUUAACCACACAAAUUGGAAGAAGCAGCAGAAGAGAAGCAACAAUAACAACAACAGCGAGAGAAGACAAACUGUAAUGGGAAAGGAAGCAAAGACAAACGCGCGCAAAUAACAGACAAACACAAAUUGCUGAACAAACACUGGCAGGACGCACGACAUGUAAAUGUAACUGCGAGCACAUUCAUGUACGUGUGUAAAGGUGUGUGUGUAGAGCGCAUAAUAAGAAGAGCAAAUAGCAAGAAGCGCGUGGAAAAUAAAAAUAAAUAGCAAACGACAAAACGCAUACCACAACCCAAAGGAGAAAGGCUAAAGAAGAAAGUAGGGGAAGCGGAAGUGGUGGAUAGAGAAGGAAAGGAGGACAUCGGAUCCUGGUGGGUGACGCGUUCCCUCGUUGGCGGUCAAGGGAAAUUUAUUGCAUUGCGCAAAUGAGACAACAACAAGACGAGCAGCCAAACUAAAACGCAAAGCAAACAGCAGUAAAAGCAGUCAAAGGAGAACAAAAUGGAAUAAGUAGAAGCAACAAAAAAAAAAAAAAAGAAAAAAAAUACGCUACGUACCCCAAAUUGUAGCUAAAGAAAAAUAACCGAAAAAUUCCGCAACAAAUUGAAAAAUUAAAGUUUUACCAGCGCCAAGCCAAGCUAACGAAACCGACGAAAGAAAAACUUGGCCAAGAAAAAGCGCCAAAAGUGUUACAAACAGCCACCAGAAGAGAAACCCAGCCAGACGGAGCAAAGGGAGGGAGGAAGACGCAACGGAACACAUUAAUGCUACAAAAUGGGUGCAACUUUGAAUAGACGACGACGUGGCCGUUGCCUGCAACUGAGCGCCUGCUGCUCCUGCUCCUGCUCCUCCACAUCCUUCACAUUCAGCCGCCUGCUAGUGCUGGCUCUGACGCUGGCCGCCCUGCUCUGCAGCGUGGAGAGCCUGACUAUGACUGAGAUACGUAUCCCGAAGCAUAUUAUGCGGCAUGAGGACGCCGUAUUGGGCUGCAAAUUUGACCUGGAUGGCGAAUCGCUGUACUCGGUGAAGUGGUACAAGGAUGGCUUCGAGUUCUAUCGCUAUGUGCCACGUGACAUGCCGCCUGGACAGGUGUUUCCGCUGCCCGGCGUCGAUGUGGAGUUGCAAAACUCGACGGACAUUGCCGUUGUCCUGCGCUCGGUCAGCCUACAGUCGACGGGCCGCUAUCGGUGCGAAGUGUCCGGCGAGGCGCCUUCGUUCCAGACAGUUUCCGGUCACGAGGACAUGAUUGUUGUGGUCACACCCAAGCAUGGACCACAAAUCACCGGCGGUCAGCCCCGAUACCAAAUUGGCGAUAUGGUGCGCGUCAAUUGCACUUCGGCGCCAUCGAAGCCCGUCUGCCAUCUCGGCUGGCUGAUUAACGGCAUGCACGCGAACCGCUCGCUGUUGCGUCCCUACGAGCCGCUGUCGGUGGGCCGGGAGGGUCUCGAGGUGGCGCGCCUCGGCCUGGAGUUUCGUGUUCGCGGAUGACACUUCAAGCACGGCGACAUGAAGUUGAAGUGUGUCGCCAAAAUCAGCUCCGUCUACUGGCAGAGCAACGAGGAGAGCGUCGAGAGUGAUAAGCAUCAGCGGAUACCCGUGUUGGAGUCCAGGGAGACAGUGCGCCAGCUGGACAAAUCACUGGAAGACAAGCAGCUCAAGAAGAGUCGUCGUCCUGCGGCGGCCACGUCUGCCGCCGCCGCCGCAGCGGCUUCAUCGGGCGCUAGGAUAUUAGCGUCCAAAUCCAUGGCACGCAUUUCGCUAUACGCGCUGCCAGUCUUAAUAGCAUUUCUGUGUAAUGCUGCCGCCGCCGGUUUGUGUGUUAUGCCCACGUCCACGUCCACGCCCACGCCCACGCCCAGGAGGAGUAACAAGCCGAGGAGCAGCUGCUGUCGACAUGACCGCCGCCCGUUGGCCCAAUUAAGCACAUCCACGCCGUGCAGAUAACAAUUAACGAAGAUGUAUGACACCACCAGCCCCCAUUCAGGCCCGACCCUAGAGCUAUGCCAAACUCAUUAAAUCUGUGUAAAUAUUUCAACUACGUAAAUGCACAAAGCCGAUAAACAGAAAACGUGAAAGCACAAAAUACGCACAUCAAGUAUACGCCGCAUUUGCCGGGCGGCAAAUCAAAUUCUGUAGCUGCUUAGCUACUGUACAUACAAUGAGACAGACAUACGUAUUUUCCAAAAAUUAUAAAUGAUAUUUUAGGAAGGGAUACGGAGGGGGUACGGCGUGCAGAUCGUUGUUCCUUGCUUGCUUUUAGGAAAGGGAAGAAUUUGCUCAAAGUUGUUACCAAAAAUACGAAAAAUUAAACAGAAAUCAAGAUAUGCAAGUACUUAACUAGCCAAAUCUGUACAAGCGUAGUUUUUAAGUAUCCUGUUAAUGCAAAUCAGAAAAUCGAAAAAUAUAUAGCUAAAGUUAAGAUUAAAUUAACUGCAAAUAGAGUCUUCAAUAUUGAUGCUUAACAUAAAUCAAAAACACUUUUCGUGUACAAUUAAAAGCUACAUAAAAUACAUGGGUAAAUUUAAUUGUUGCAACUACCGAUAAGUACAUGAAAAAUUAAAUUAGAUUGAAAAAUAGCAAAGCUGAUAUGCUUGAGAUUGAUAAGCGAAGAUCCAAUGCAAUUUUUAGGCAAUUUACGAAUUUUAAUUAACCUUGAAAAGCCAGCAAAAAAUGCAGAGACACCCAAGAGUCGAGCUAUAGCUCGGAGGCGCCACUGUAAAUUUCUACAGAGUAGGCUAAUCAAAUUGUAGGCACACAUUGUACAGUUAUUUCUUCUUUCUCUAUGCAAUAUUUAACUGCUGAAGGCACACCUAAACACACACGCAUAUGGAACACGUAAAUGUGCAUAUCUUGAGAAAAUUAUCCAUGGAAUUCUGCAUGCGUAUUUGUUGAAUGUCUAGGUCUAAGAAAUAAUAAUAUGCAAAAUAUUUAACUGCAAUAUAUUAAGUACAUAUUUAUGUUUAGCUGUGUAAAGUAAUAUGUAAUAAUGAAUGUUAUUAAGUCUUUAAAUAAAACCGCAUUGAAAAUCGAA
Drosophila virilis is the source of this 3767-nucleotide messenger RNA. It is a transcript of the gene beat-IIIb, whose product is annotated as beaten path IIIb. Lineage: Eukaryota; Metazoa; Arthropoda; Insecta; Diptera; Drosophilidae. Gene Ontology annotation, biological process: motor neuron axon guidance. The record is from RefSeq and is a predicted model, not a curated record.